Molecule: messenger RNA, 762 nt
Organism: Aureobasidium melanogenum CBS 110374
Lineage: Eukaryota; Fungi; Ascomycota; Dothideomycetes; Dothideales; Saccotheciaceae
Exons: 3
Coding region: 1-762 (253 amino acids)
Source: RefSeq, a predicted model, not a curated record
AUGGUUUCAAGCUCUCAGCCUGCCAAUAGGUUCGGGAGCCAUGCUGGAGUUGGUAAGCAGCCAGGCAAACCUUCAGCUUCUAGCGCUUCUUACCGCCCCAUAACAUCAUCGCGAGAACAAGCACUUACACUGAAUCGGUCAAGAAACGUCGCGCUGGAUCGUGAUGAUUCUUCGGCGGUGAGUAAAAAGAAGUAUGUCGCAAAUAGACUGGAUAGCUUGCCUCCUCAUGUCCUGGACCGCUUUUACCAAGUCUGUAUCAACGAAGAUGUUUCGCAGAUCAAGGUCUCUGAGACGGCGCUAGAUCCUCGAGCAGCCAGAAUCCUGCAAAUCGAGGAAGAGCCAGUAUCGCAGCAUGCUAAUCCGCAACAAAAAGCAUCAAAGCGUAAGGCAGCUGCUUCCACGGAUUCUUCUGAUGACGAGAAUGAGGAAAGCUGGUCGAAUCAUGGCAACAUGCAAAUCACGUUGCAUAUUGCCAAUGAGGAUGAAGUGGUUCACUUCUUGAAAAUGCGUUUCACCCAGAUCCAGCAACUUGCAACCAAAGUCAUCGCCAAAGCAUGGAUCAAAGCAAUAUGUCCAAAGAAGCAAGCAAACUUCCCCUAUGUCGACAGCAACCCAAGACCGGAUCAAAGUCAGAAACGCCGUCGUCCACGUCACGAUGGUGCUCCAAGAAUACCGCUAUUCUGGCCCGAUGUUGAAUUGUGUCGACACAAAGAGCCUGAUCAUACUAGAAAGACUGGUAUGUUCAUCCAAAUGACGGCAUGA